Molecule: messenger RNA, 1218 nt
Organism: Glarea lozoyensis ATCC 20868
Lineage: Eukaryota; Fungi; Ascomycota; Leotiomycetes; Helotiales; Helotiaceae
Product: S-adenosyl-L-methionine-dependent methyltransferase
Exons: 1
Coding region: 1-1218 (405 amino acids)
Biological process (GO): tRNA methylation; wybutosine biosynthetic process
Cellular component (GO): cytoplasm
Molecular function (GO): tRNA methyltransferase activity; S-adenosylmethionine-dependent methyltransferase activity
Source: RefSeq, a predicted model, not a curated record
AUGAAUAUAAACAAUCCUCAGAGCGUGGCCUUGCCAGAUCAACGCCAACAACGGACGUACCAAUCCGAUUUUUCAAAAUCACCCCAUACAAGAGCGAAACCCAAGCCUCCAGUAGAAGAAGCCAUAACCUCCUGGUUUUCUAAUUUACCUCCAGACCUAGUCGAACAAACAACAUCAAUCAUCACCCAUCUUCUAUCCACUGCCCCAAAACGAUGGAUUGUUUAUCCACCAAUGCUACUUCUGCCCUCCGGCAGUUUUGAAGAUGAGCAGUGGAGACGCUUACAGCUAGGUGGUCAGGAGCUCGAUUCUUUAUGGGAGAAGAUAUUGGAGUUGGUUGGCAAAAGAGAGGGAAAGGGGAAAUUGACUCAUCUUGCCAUCAACAAUGGCAUACCUCUCCUCAAAGUAGGUGAGGAUAAAGGAGAGAACCUUCUUCGAAACCCUACGGGACUGAGGAUUCUGUAUGGCGAUUUCGGUCCAUCAUUAGAUCAUGAGGCAGUACCAAGUCGUGAAGAUUUGGAAAAGGCAUUCUGGGUCAGCACAAAACAGAAUGGUAUCAUCCAAAUCUGGGCUCCGCGGUAUACCAUGUUCAGCAGGGGAAAUAUCAAGGAGAAAGCGAGAAUUCUUAACUUUCACAAGACCGAACAACAGCGACGAAGCAGAGAUGCAUCAGAGCUUAUGGAAGAUACCGCCGUUGACCUGUAUGCCGGCAUCGGCUACUUUGUUUUCAGUUAUGUGAAAAUGGGAAUAGGUAGAGUGAUCGGCUUCGAACUGAACCCUUGGAGCGUGGAGGGUUUGAAAAGGGGAGCCCUCGCGAACGGCUUUAGUAUACAGAUAGUGAAGUCUGGGCAGUCAUGGGUACCUGGCGAGGAGACUAUCACUAUUUUCGAAGAAGAUAAUGCUGAGGCGCCUAGGAGGCUAUCGGAGCAAAGUCCGUCAUUCUUAGCGAGUAUCAGGCAUAUCAACUGCGGACUGCUGCCUUCCAGUCAAGGAAGCUGGGAGAUAGCUCUUGGGUUGCUGACCACAACUGGGUGGUUGCAUCUCCACGAGAAUGUGGGUGUAAAUGAUAUUGAGUUACGGAGGGGUACCAUCCGCAAUGAGUUGACAAGAAUCUUGAGCGCCAAAGACGUUGAGGUGGAUGUGGAACACGUGGAGCUAGUCAAGACAUUUGCUCCUGAUGUAUAUCACUGCGUCUAUGAUGUUUACAUUAACCGACAAUAG